Molecule: messenger RNA, 1710 nt
Organism: Aspergillus versicolor CBS 583.65
Lineage: Eukaryota; Fungi; Ascomycota; Eurotiomycetes; Eurotiales; Aspergillaceae
Product: putative phosphoinositide-specific phospholipase C
Exons: 5
Coding region: 1-1710 (569 amino acids)
Biological process (GO): phosphatidylinositol-mediated signaling; lipid metabolic process
Molecular function (GO): phosphatidylinositol-4,5-bisphosphate phospholipase C activity
Source: RefSeq, a predicted model, not a curated record
AUGGCCAACAUCAAUGAGCUCACCGAGCGUACCGGCCAAAUCGCAAUAGACCCUUCGUCUCAAUCGCCAGCAAUGAAGCCGCUAACCACACUUUCGCCGUCGUUCCAAACCCAUCUCGACCAGAUAUACAAAUCGCUGACCGACUCUAAGAGUUCCAACUUUAUCAAGGAUAUUCAGCGUGAUGAGCAGGAGGGAGCUCCUGAAUCGGAUCCGCUCAGCUCCUUGGAUGCGUUUCGUGCAUACAUGGCAAGCCCUUCAGCGUCUGCGUUGCGGCCCGCUAGGAAGCCAGAUACCACUGCGCCGAUCACCGAUUAUUUCAUCUCUUCGAGCCACAACACGUACCUGACUGGGAACCAGCUGUCUAGCGAUUCGGCACCUGUUGCUUAUACAAAUACCCUUCUCAGCGGGUGCAGAUGCGUCGAAAUUGAUGAUGGUAAAGCCGCUGAUGCUGCGCCUGUUGAACCAGUACGGUUGGAACCUAAAGUGCUCCAUGGCCACACCCUUACGAAAGGAACAACAUUCCGAGAGGUUUGCUAUGCGAUCCGUGAUAGUGCUUUCGUCAUAAGUGAUCUGCCCGUGAUUGUGAGCUUGGAGGUACAUGCUUCCCUCGAGCAACAAGCGAUCAUGGUAGAGAUCAUGGAAGAUGCUUUUAAAGGAUUGUUGAUUGAGGUCACACCGGAAAUGGAGGCCUUUACGACUCCGCCGCCGCUUCAAGAUCUGAAGCGAAAGAUUUUAGUGAAGGUCAAAUGGGUUCCCGCUACUCCUGAGGGCCAGGAAGAUGUGGAUGAUCGUACGGAUGACCUAGAGCAGCUGGAACAGACCAACUCGGCAGCGUCUACCCAGUCUGCUUCACAGGCUCCGUCAAAGCCGGCUAAAAUCCUGCAUUCUCUUAGCAGACAUGCGGUUUUUACAAAAGGUUUCAGCUUCAAGCAGUUCACCCAACCCGAGGCCAAAGUACCUGGUCACGUAUUUUCCCUCUCUGAGCGAGCGGCCCGACAAGCAGAUGAAAAGUACGGCCAUGCUCUCUUUGAACACAACCGGAACAACUUUAUGCGCAUCUACCCUUAUGGUCUCCGCGUCACCUCUUCCAAUCUAGACCCCACCUUCUUCUGGCGUCGUGGUGCACAGAUUGUAGCCCUUAACUGGCAAAACAGAGACAAGGGCAUGAUGCUUAACCAGGGAAUGUUCGCAGGCGAGGAGGGCUGGAUCCUUAAACCCAAGGGCUACCGAAGCACGGAACCAGAGUCCGCUCCGAUUACUCGCCGGACAGUCGGCCUCUCAAUUGAAUUCCUAGCAGGACAGGACCUUGCACUGCCUCUAGGUCACACGAGCGAGAAGGGGUUCCAUCCCUAUAUAUCUUGCUAUUUGCAUGUAGAGACUCCAGACGAUGCGCCCGUGCCCGUCGGAGAGGACAGCACAGAUUCCGAGAAAACUAGUUACAAGCGGGAGAUAAAGUGUGCAAACGGAUGUAAUCCGGAUUUCAGAUCCCAGAAACUCGAAUUCCCGACCCUAACUGGGGUUGUUGAAGAAUUGGCUUUCGUUAGAUUCAAAGUCAAGGACGAUGAAAUUGGCCGUGAUUCAUUGGCAUCCUGGGCGUGUAUUCGACUGACUCGGUUGCAAGAAGGCUACCGAGUGCUUCACCUCUUUAAGACUGAUGGAUCACAAACUGGCGGCUCUAUUCUGGUCCGGAUCGUGAAGACCGUCUCAUGA